Molecule: messenger RNA, 3260 nt
Organism: Patiria miniata (bat star)
Lineage: Eukaryota; Metazoa; Echinodermata; Asteroidea; Valvatida; Asterinidae
Exons: 2
Coding region: 269-1201 (310 amino acids)
Source: RefSeq, a predicted model, not a curated record
GACAUGCAAACGUUGUUUUGUGUACGUUCGUACUCGCGAUCGAAUCAUCGCGAAUCACGCGCUACUUCAGAUGCAGAUGCGACGUGGACAAGUGAACAGGUAGAAACUUACUGUCUGAUAUUUCUCGCUUCGAGUGACCUGUUUAGUUCGUUGGCAUUUUGAGAAGUGUUUAGAAAUUGUUUAUUUCCUUGCUUAAAGCUAGGAAGUUCGUUUUUAGGAAAGAAAUCGGACAGACACAUUUAGAAUUCCGAUUUUCUUAUCGCGGUUUAUGAUGCUUGAAGCAGCUGACCGGAGUUUCGAAAUGACGCACGAAAUUGCGCAACAAGAAGAAGUGAAACAGUUCAUCUGCUCCGGGAAUCGGCGAGAAGAAUACAUCACCACGGCCACCACGAUCAAGAAGACCAUCAGCAUGACAAGCCCCGCAACCGAAGAGAAACUACUCGGAGUCACCGCUUCGCCAACGGUUCCCCUAGCCGCCACGGCCUGCAUUGCCGGCAACCACGGACUCCGCGAGACUCGGCCGGCGCGGAGGAGGCGACACCGCCGGGGGAGGACCCUCCACAGACACCGGCUGUCAAAGCACAGACGAGACCAGCGUGCACGGUGUUUGAAGCGAGUCAUAGGAGCACCCCGGAACAACAACGAAUUCCUGAUGAGCCAGUACGACGAAGGGUUGAUCCUUCAAGAAGCGCCCAUUUCCAAUCCCAAGCCAGUCCAUCAGUUUGACUCUGAGAAUGAGCGGUUGUUCUACACUUGCCUCACGUCAGCCUUAGUCACGGGAGGGACAGACGGCAACUUGACCUGCUCGUUUCUAACCCCAACAAGAGCUUCGCCAAGUAGCUGUGGAUCGAGCCCAUCCGACUACAGCAGUUUACCCAGCUCCCCGGAUGAGGACAGUGGUUGCCAUGGUUACAAAGACAUUUUCUUUGCAUCCUGCGGUUGCGAACAGCCAGAGAGAACCGACGAAGAAGAGACCGGGUGUGCGGGGGUUAUCAUGGAUGGAACGGAUGCAGAUUUCCUGCGGAGAAACUUUGAAGAGGAGUAUGCCAACAACAUCACAAGGGGACUGGAAGAGGCAUCGAAGGAGGAGCUCGUCUCAAAAUGCAUGGUGCUGAUGGAGAGACUAAGACAUCUAGAGCACGGCGAAGUUACGAGAAUUGCCAGGGAUCAUGUUCGGAGAAGUGAGCUCUUGCCGUGUUAAACUACACUCGCUUAAACGAGCUGCACUUCCGGCAAGAUAACAAAACGAACAAUGCCCCUCGCGGUAGUGGGCAAAACUGAGACAGUUAUGAAUAUUUUGUGCAAGUAUGUUCACCAAUGGCAAUAAACAUUCAUUAUCACCCUUUUAACAUGUUUUAAGUAGUAACAAGUUUUAAAGUGCCACGCAGGAAGUGGCUUAGAAUUCCAAUAAACAGCUUCUGUAGGAUCUUGUGCAUAAAUUUUACUAAAGUAAACAAAAGCCUCAAAAUCAUUGGCAAGUAAUUGCAUGUACAUGGCCAUGAACUGUACAUAACAAUCUUUGAAGAAUUUUGUUAAUGCGUGAAAUUGGAGGGGGGAAUUCAGUGAAGUUUCAAUUGGGAUUGACAUGUGUUUUUGAAGAAUCAUUUCUGAAAAUACAAAGUGUAUUUUGUGUUUGUUUUUCAAUGAAGUAUUUGGGACAAAAUUGAUUAAAGACAAUCAGAAGUGGCCACGUGCACACAAAUUUAAAGUGAGAUCUGUGUUCAAUUUCAUGGAGUCCCUAAGCAGAGAUCUCAGUAUUGCUCUGCCAAAAUAGGCUAAGGAUUGGUGAAGUGAACAUUUUUAGAUCAUCAGAUCUCGUGAUCUCCAUGAAAUUGGAUUCAGAUGAUAACAAAUUCAGAUCUAAUCUUACUUUAGGAUCUAUAACUUAAAUACUGUGAUUGUUGUGCAUGACCAUUAAACUUUCUGUCUGUAAAAACUGUGAUCAAUUUAUUCUCACAAUUUUGAGAAUUUUUCCUUACAGAGAGAGCUGUGGAGGCAUCUUGCCACUUGAGCCGGAGCAAGGGGUGUGGUAGCCAUGGCAACUAGAGCAUCUCCCAUCAGCCAUGCCUGGGACUGCUCAUUCGCCCUUUGACCUCUCCGGGUCACAAGGUCAGCUGGAUGAGGCAGAGUUCUAGGAUGGGACACCAACGUGCCGUGGACCAGUUGCUCCCAUCCCCUCGUGUGGUCGUAACACCUUGGACAUGUUGGUAACCUCAAACCCAACUUCUCAGUAUUACACUAACAUUUCACAUAAUUUUCCCCCGUGUCAUUCGAUGAGUUCAUAGCUGGCAUAUUUCAUUCCAAAUUUGGUGAACACAAGAGCAGUACAGAUUAUAUCGUGAUCAAAAUAUCAAAAUAAAAUUCAUUGAUACAGUUUAACAAGAACUGCAUGAACUUAUGCCUUUCCAAACAGGAAAAUGAAAGGAAAAGAUAAAAUAUUACUAAAGGAUCCAUUAGUAAUUUGGCAUCUACUGACUAGGUUUCCAACUUAGUUAAAAGUAAAAUGUAAUCAAAAUUCCCCAACUGAAAGUAGAGAAACUUGAGCCUUUCCUUAAGUUUGCUAUACAUGCACAUAAUGCUGCAAAAUAUAUGUGGUUGUCUUUAAUUGGGUUCAAACAUUCUUAACUUGGGUUUGUUAAAAACAAAGUUGACCACAAACUUUGCAAAAUGUUCUGUCAUCAGAAACCUGGUUCCACCCAAGUUUGACCUCCAACUUCAAACUUCCCAGCCCCCCCCCCCUUUGAAUAAAAAUUAACACUCAAUCAUCUUGUGCAUGUAUUCUUCAAUACUUUGAUAGAAACUUGAUAUGUGUAUUGAAUUAUAAAAUAUAUUUUGUUGAUGGGAACUAUUUUCUUUUGGCAACAGUUCAGCCUAUACAUGUACGAACUAUUUUGAGGCGUGCCUGUUCCACCUUUUGUUGUCAUUUGAAAGACCUCUGGGUUUCGUCAUAUUUGCAGCUGAACCAAAAGCUACUGGACCAUAAAAUUUGUUAACCAAAACGUGACGUCAGUAGUAAGUGUGUGGGCGACGCCAAAAUAUGGGUAUUAAUGGAAGUGUGAAGUUGGGCCGUCCUUGACCGCAAAAUGAGGUCAUUUUAAGGCGGGGUGAUAAUCAAAAGCUACAACCUCGAUUGUUUGCUCCUUUUUACUAACGAGCAUUGGUGAAAAGAGUAACUUUUAAUAGUUCAAGUUCCCAAGCACAUGUACAUGUGGAGAUUCAUUUUGCAAUAAAACAUUCAGUUUUGGUUUUCAUUGACAUGA